GCGAGAGCUAAGAUGAAGGAAAACAUUUUAAAAGUUUUGGGCGUGUUCCUUGUGUUGUCAGCAUCAACAUAUGUGAAGGGUCACCAAGUUGAGGUCAAAUUUGGACAUACAGCUACAUUUCAGUGUCAAAAUACGAAUCAUCAUAUCGUGGUUGAUAGUGUUUAUCUUAAUGGGAACAAAGACGAUAAUGGCCGAUAUCAUGUAAAGAUGGCGUGUGAUACGGAACCAAGUUGCGAGUUUCAAUUUAGCCAAGACAUAUUUAUGGGUGUGGCACUGCCAGCUGAAUCUUACCUUGUUAUUAUAUACUCGUGUAAGCAAUUUGUCCGCCAGGCUAGUUCUAAAAGGAUACAGUCUACAACAAGAAUUACUUGCCCGCAAGAAACUUUUGUCCAGAAGCACAUUGGUUAUUUCAAGGAUAGUAACAUCGCUCCUGAGAAGGACUCCGCAGAGGUACGAAGGAAAUGGGAAAUAAUUGCGAUGGCCGUCGCUUCUCAAGCCCAACGUUUUCGGCUAACCAACCGAGCAGAUCGACUAAGAGAUCCAACUGUUUACACAGUGUUUUUGAUACAUAAUAGUGAAACAGGUGAUUUCCAGCUGAGAAGACCCAACUGUGAACUUACGAAUAGGGCUGUCAGGCGAUCCAUCAAGUAUCAAUGCAACAGAUUCACCAAUCCCAAAAAAUGGACAUGCAAUUUUGUGAGCAAACAGGUUGACAAAGCUGCACAUGACUCCAUAACUGGCCAUUACUAUACGUAAUCGUUUAAUCUCCUACUGGAUUCCUUCUCUAGAAAGACGCGAUAAAUAAUCGAUAGCUAUGCUUUGAUCCU
This is a messenger RNA of Drosophila bipectinata, 827 nucleotides long. NCBI's taxonomy places the organism in Eukaryota, Metazoa, Arthropoda, Insecta, Diptera, Drosophilidae. The record is from RefSeq and is a predicted model, not a curated record.